UGAUAUUCGGUUUGAUUUAAAUUUGGGCCAAGACAAUAAACCAAUUGCUUAUGUAUUAAAUUGUUAAGUAUAAGUCUCAUAAAAACCUAAAGCUAUGUGCCGUCAGUGGAGAUUCAACCUUCUCUAAGCCAUCUUCUUCUCCAACUCCAGCCACCAUGAAAGAAGAGCCAUCACACCAUUUGAAAAGAGAGAUUAAAGCUCAUCAGACACGUUUAUGGAGAACUGAAGAACGAUCGAUCAAAACUAAGUAUUUCGAAGCCAAAUUUUGAGAUCGGAUCCGCCGAUAAGUCAACUUCAUCAGUGUUUUCCCGUUGAUCUAGAAGGAACCAGCAAACGACCGAGAUAUCAAUCGAAAGAUCUCGUUGUCAGCUUUCCAGAUCAUCUUCCCGAUCGUAAAACCAAGGCACGGUUGGAAAGUUAUCGACGUUGCUUCUUGGCCAAGGAUAAGCUGAAGCUUUAGUGAUGCAGAUACAGUUCCGACCAGUCUCAGCGUAAAGGACAAACGGCCGACCUAAACGAAAGCUUUCAAUCUGGAAAUUUGUCAUAUUACUGCAGUCUUCGUUUGCGACCAGCCGGGAGGUGAAGCUAUUUUGGUUAAUCAAAUGGUGUCCGAUCGGAGUGAACUCGGUGUCUCUGGACAGAGGACAUAUAGGACUACAUUAUGACCGGACGGAUUGAAAAGUUAACGAGAGCUUCCGAGUUGCUGUUUCAGAGACGUCAAGAUCCAUUAUGUGUUUCUCAGGUUCCUUCAAAACCCGUUGCUAAGGUGAGGUAGCCGAGCAGGAGUGAUUGCUUUCGGUUUGGUGCUCUGGGAGUUUUAUUUCUUAUUUUCAAACUUCGAUUUUACGCUUUUAUCGAUAUUUUUCCGGGAUUUAUUUUAUUUAUGCUAUUAUUGGAUUAUGGUGUUGAGUUUGACCUUUGAAAAGUAAUAAAUUGAGACUUUUAUGAAAUUAUUAUUUAUUAUAUUAUUUUAGAAAAUCGGGGUAUUACAAAAGAGGUCGUGCUCAAUUACGAACAGUGUAUGCUGAGCUACUCUUUCUUCAGAUAUUCUGUUCCAGCUCCCAGUUACGUAUACCAUGUCUGUCCGAACACCGCAACUUAUUCAAGGAACAGCACUUACUUCACAAAUCUCAUCACCCUUCCGUCCUCUCUCUCUUCCCGCGCCUCUCUCUCCAACGGUUUUCAAAACGCAACAGCUGGGGAUGCCCCUGACAGACUCACCGGACUUUUCCUCUGCCGAGGAGACUUGUCCACGGAAGUUUGCCGCAGAUGUGUUGUCUUUGCUGCCAGUGACACCUUUACUCGGUGUCCGAACGAGAAAGAGGUGACGCUCUAUUACGACGAGUGCAUGCUCAGAUACUCUAACCGGUAUAUUCUCUCGACCCUUAACACCAACGGAGGAAUCAUCUUGUCUAACACACAGAAUAUUACAUCGAAUUACCAAAUUGAGUUCAGAGAUUUAGUCCUGUCCACCAUGAACCAAGCAGCCACCGAUGCGUCCAUCAGUCCUCGGAGAUUCGAGAUGAGGACGGCCAAUUCCACCGCGUUCCAGUUCAGGACUUUGUACGCACUGGUCCAGUGCACUCCUGACCUGACGAGGCAAGAAUGUUUCCGCUGUCUAAAUCUGACCAUCAGUCAGUUGCGCACUGACAAAAUCGGGGGAAGGAGUGUUGUGUCGAGCUGUAAUUCAAGAUACGAGCUUUACCAGUUUUACAACGAAUCCAACAUUGGAACACCUCAACCUCAGCUCGAUUCAGCUCCUCCACCGCUGCCAAUUUCAGUUCCUUCACCACAGCCAGGAGAAGGCGGAAACUCCACUGUCAUAGUCGUCACUGUUGUUGUUCCAAUCAGUGUUAUUUUUCUACUUCUCGUAGCUGUUUUCAGUUUCCGAGCAAAGAAAAAGAGGACGGUUUAUGAGACUGAACCACUUACCGAAGACAAGGGUGAUAUUACAACGGCAGGCUCACUUCAGUUUGACUUUAAGGCGAUCGAAGCAGCAACAGAUAAGUUUUCACUUAGUAACAAGCUUGGCCAAGGUGGAUUCGGCGAAGUUUACAAGGGUACAUUUCCUAGUGGAGUACAAGUUGCGGUGAAGAGGCUAUCGAAGACAUCAGGACAAGAUUCUACGAUGCAAAGCCAGCUAGACUGGACAAGACGGUACAGGAUCAUUGGAGGCAUUGCUAGAGGGAUUCUACAUCUUCACCAAGAUUCAAGACUCACAAUUAUACAUCGUGACCUCAAAGCGGGUAAUAUCCUAUUGGACGCUGAUAUGAACCCAAAAGUUGCAGAUUUUGGAAUGGCAAGAAUUUUUGGGAUGGACCAAACAGAAGCCAAUACAAGAAGAGUGGUCGGAACCUAUGGUUACAUGUCUCCUGAGUAUGCGAUGUACGGACAGUUCUCCAUGAAAUCAGAUGUCUAUAGUUUUGGGGUCUUAGUUCUUGAGAUUAUUAGCGGCAAGAAGAACAGUAGUCUCUAUCAAAUGGAUGGUAAUGCUGGCAAUUUGGUUAUAUAUACUUGGAGACUAUGGAGCAAUGGAUCACCGUUAGAGCUGGUGGAUCCGUCCUUUCAAGAUAAUUAUCAAACAAACGAAAUUACCAGGUGCAUCCAUAUUGCUUUACUUUGCGUUCAAGAAGAAGCUGAAGAUCGUCCAACUAUGUCAGCAAUAGUCCAGAUGCUCACUACUAGUUCGAUCGUUCUUGCCGUACCACGACCACCUGGAUUUUUCUUUAGAAGCAGGCAUGAAGAAAUAGGGAGAGCAGGUCCAUCUAUGCAUAUGUCUGCUCUCUGUUCCGUCGAUGAUGCUUCCAUUACUAGUGUAGCUCCUCGUUGAAGUCGGUUUAAUGUGGUUUAGUCUCAGGUUUGUUUUGUCUUGUAAACCGGUGACUUAUAGAUGUUGUACACUUAUACGCUUAACAAAAAUGAGAAAGUCAGUUAUGAUU
Raphanus sativus (radish) is the source of this 2939-nucleotide messenger RNA. RefSeq names its product putative cysteine-rich receptor-like protein kinase 23. The record is from RefSeq and is a predicted model, not a curated record. Gene Ontology annotation, biological process: protein phosphorylation. The transcript has 11 exons. Gene Ontology annotation, molecular function: ATP binding; protein kinase activity. The coding region runs from base 1022 to 2830 and encodes 602 amino acids. NCBI's taxonomy places the organism in Eukaryota, Viridiplantae, Streptophyta, Magnoliopsida, Brassicales, Brassicaceae.